AUGCACGCCUUAUCCAAUAUGAAUAUGCUCUCCCCAGAUGGGCAAUGUUACAGUUUCGACCACCGAGGGAACGGAUACAGCAGAGGAGAAGGAUUCGGUGUUCUCGUCCUCAAGCGGGUGGCAGAUGCGAUUCGAGAUAACGACACAAUUCGGGGUAUCAUUCGUAGCACAGGAUGCAAUCAAGAUGGACACACACCAAGCCUUACCUUACCUAAUACUGAUUUGCAGGCGAAGCUGAUACGAGACACGUAUAAGAAAGCCGGCCUCAGUAUGAAGCCUACGCGAUUUUUUGAAGCCCAUGGCACCGGAACGUCUGUGGGUGAUCCGAUUGAGUCGAAAGCCUUGGGAGCUGCUUUUCGGCAGGUUCGCACGACUGACGACCCUCUGUGGAUUGGUGCUAUCAAAAGCAAUAUCGGUCACCUAGAAGGUGCGAGCGGCGUCGCCGGCAUUAUCAAAGCCAUAUUAGUUUUGGAAAAGGCCAUUAUUCCACCCAACACCAAUUUCGAAAAAAUUAAUCCAAAAAUUGAUGCGGAGUUUCUGAGAAUUCAGUUCCCCCUGGAAAGCUUGCCAUGGCCUACCAAGGGUCUUCGGCGGGCAUCUGUGAAUUCGUUCGGAAAUGCCGGAACCAACUCCCACGUGGUCCUUGACGAUGUCUAUCACUUUUUAGAAGAACGUGGUCUUUCUGCGCAGCACCUCACCGUCCGAGACCCACCAACUAAGGCUGUCUGCGAGCCUACCCUAGUCAGGCUUUCUUCUUCGCCUCAACGCCCCAUCUCGAAGGAUGCUGGCUACGAGACAGGCACACCAAGGCUGCUUGUGUUUUCCACAAAUGAUGAGGCAGGAAUCCAAAGACAGGCAAAAGCAUAUGCGGAUUAUUUCUCUAAAGCUGCAGAUACACUAGAACCCAGAUAUCUUGACCAUCUGGCAUAUACACUUGCAUUUAGGCGAAGUUCCUUGGCCUGGAAGUCUUUCGCCGUGGUGAACUCCGUGCUUGACCUCCCACAUCUUGAUAAGAUCAUGUGUCCUGCGACGAAGUCAUCGAACAAUCCAGGGUUGGGAUUUAUAUUCACUGGCCAAGGUGCUCAAUGGGCGGGGAUGGGUCGUGAGCUAAUGGCAUUCCCUACAUUUGAGGAAAGCCUGCGGCGAUCAGAACAUAUAUUAUUAGGGCUCGGUUGUUCAUGGCAUCUUCGUGAAGAAAUUAUGCGGCAAACAGGUUCGCGCAUCAACGAAACUGAGCUGGCUCAACCAAGCUGUACUGCUCUUCAGAUUGCCCUUUUAGAUCUCAUGGCUACAUUUGGCAUUUUUCCAACAGCGGUGAUAGGGCAUUCUUCGGGGGAAAUCGCAGCCGCUUAUAGCACCGGGGCCUUGACGGUCGAAGCUGCUCUGAAGCUCGCUUAUUACAGGGGUGAAGUAUCUGGCCGUCUGGCAUCGGAUCCAUUCGCACCCAGAGGAGCAAUGAUGUCAGUUAGCCUAUCGGAAGAUGACGUCCAACCAUAUUUGAGAGCAAUAACAGCUCAAUUUGGUGUCUCUGGCUUGACUGUAGCAUGCAUAAAUAGCCCUAGAAACGUGACUAUAUCUGGGGAUGCGGAUCAAAUUGAUGCAUUAAAAUCUGUCUUGGACGCUGAAAUAGUAUUUUCACGGAAGCUCCUUGUGAGAGUUGCUUAUCAUUCGUCGCAUAUGUUUCGUGUAACAGACGAUUACAGGCGAGCGAUCCAAGGUCUCAAGGCUGGUACUGCACCCAUCAACCCGGUGGCCAUGUGCUCUUCCGUCACAGGGCAGCGAGUUACGAAGGAUGACCUUAUUGAUCCCGAAUACUGGGUGUCAAACAUGGUCUCCCCCGUACAGUUUGUUAAUGCGCUGGACACCCUCAUAUCGAAAUUAUCACGGCGUAUGCGCAAGAAGCUUAAUAGUAGUCACCGCAACUACUUUCAAAUUGAUGCGCUGGUAGAAGUGGGACCUCAUUCAGCAUUGCAGGGCCCAAUAAAUGAUACAUUGCUUGCACUGCGCAGUUCAAAGAUCGGAUACACGUCUCUCUUGAUGCGGAAGAAUGCUGCGACGACUUCGACGUUCAAUGCGUUAGGCUAUAUCAAAUGCCUCGGCUAUCCGAUAGACAUGGAGAAAGUGAACAACCUAGGACUAGUCCCUAGCGACAAAUAUAUGGUGUUACCUUGUCUGCCAGAAUAUGUCUUUGACCAUUCUCAGAAAUAUUGGGAUGAAUCGCGACUAAGCUCGCAGUAUCGACUCGGAGAUCAGGGGAAACUGGACCUGCUUGGAAAACCCGUCCCGGACUGGAACAGAUUCGAAGCCAAGUGGCGAAAUUACCUAAGAAUUUCCGAGAUGUCUUGGAUGGAGGACCAUUCCGUUAAUGGCAUGUUGAUUUAUCCAGGAGCUGGAAUGCUCGUCAUGGCCAUCGAGGCUGCCAAUCAGAUGACAAAAGCCAGCGAGGGUGUGACUGGAUUCGAAAUCAGCGAAGUUAUAUUCGCGAAACCACUUAAAAUCCCUCGAGAUUCGGCUGGCGUUGAAACCCAGCUAGUUAUUCACUUAGCUCAAGACUCUCCAAAGCCUCUCAGUCGAGGAGCCGAAUUCAGACUGUUCUCAUAUGAAAAUAGUGACUGGCAGGAGUGCUGUCAUGGGGUUAUUCGUGCCAAAUACGAACUGAAUAAGAAUGAUGUUGACAGUGGAAGAGUAGCGCUUGAUGAGGUAAACACGUGCCGUGAACUUGCACUUUCAAUAGGAAAAUCAUGUCAGACACCACUCAACCCGCAAGAAUUCUACUCCGCCUUGAAUGAGAGUGGCUUAGAACUCGGUCCUUCUUUCCACCGAGUCAUUCAGGGAUCGUUCAAUAGUCAACAAGUCCGAGCAAAAUUGAAAUUGUUCCAGUGGCCACAGAAUGAGUUCCCAGAGACACAUGUUAUACACCCAGCGAGCUUAGAUGCUAUUUUUCACUUGGGGAUUGGUAUUUGCUCGGGAGGAGGAAAGGUGGCUUCACCGACAAUGAUCCCGACGUAUCUGCGGCGCUUAUUUGUUAGCAAGACCGGCCUUAGUUUCCCAGACACAGAAGAGCUUCAGGAAUACGCCUACAUAAGCGCAAGGCAUGCACGCAGUGUCGAAUUCUGCGGGUUUAGCUUGAGCCCUAAAAAUGAUGCUCUAUUGGUACAGUUCGAAGAUUUACAGGCGACGGCAAUUGCGGACCACCAGGGCGACUCAGUCAGCGAAAGCCUCCAAGAUCAACAACUAUCCCACUUUGUUAAGUAUCAGCCUGAGCCAGACCUACUUAGUCCUGAGGCUACCCUGGCUUACUGCCAAGAUGUUAGUGAUAGUGAAUCGCCGCUGGAACGGUAUGUCGACAUGCUUGCGCACAAGAACGGGGGUCUCCGUAUUCUGGAGAUUGAUACUGGUGACCGAACGUUGACGAAAAAUAUCUUGCAAGUCCUAACAGUGGUAGAUGACUUUAGUAGAUUCAUCAACCCCAGAUAUAACUCGUUCUGUUUCAGCUCCACCUCUAGUGACGUACUCGAGCUUGGAAAAAAAGAGCUUCAAAACUACUCAUACAUCAAGUUUACAUCCCUGGAUAUGACCAUGAAUAAGGGGGAAGUCUACGAUAUUAUCCUGGCUUCAUAUAGCGUCCGGGAGGAUGAAAUAAUGUUACGAAACAUUAGUAAAAUGCUAACUUCCGGGGGAAAGCUGUUCCUAUCGGAACCCAAUGCCCCUCUGAACGAAAAUGCUAUACAAAAGAGUCCGGCAGUUGAAACCACCCUGGUAAAAUAUGGGUUCGCUUAUCCUGGGCUGGAAUUACCUGCUUCCAAACCGACUGAUACUGCGCGACACAUUGUGCAUACCCACACGACCAUGUCUUCGGGUCCCUCAAUACGACAUACAGACAAGGAGGUAUUUGUAAUGCUAGAUGCGAUGUCAACUGUGCAGAGGCGUGUAUCCGAUGCCCUGGCUAGCUACUGGCGCACGGAAGGAAUAAACAAUGUCCGAUCUGGAUCCUUGGAAAAUGCGGCCGCCAUCGAACAGACGGACAACAUAAUUUUUGUGGUUCUGUUGGAGCUGGACUACAGUUUUAUGCAUAGCAUCACAAGGUCCGCUUAUGGACCGCUGAAAAAACUCUUCCAGACUGCUUCUGAUAUGCAGUGGCUUACAUUUUCUGGAGGUUCGGAGGCCGGUAAUCCAGACUAUAACAUAAUUCAUGGUCUAACUCGUGUGCUUCGGAACGAAUACCCAGAUCUCAAUGUAACUGUGCUCAGCAUUGAGACCACAGACGACCUGUCUGAAAGGCAGAUGGCCAGCCUCACCCAGAUUCUAUAUGCGAAACACGUCCAUCGCAACUCCAACAUAGUUGACGUUGAGUACCUGGAAAUUGGACAGGCUAUACAUAUCCCGCGUAUCGUCCCGGCCCCGACCAUCACCCAUGAAUUAAAUAGUAGAUCAGGCGCACAGAGCUCACGCCAGAAUGCAGUAAAAGAUUGCCCACCCAUCUUAUUGGGCAUGAAAUCUGUCGGCAUUCUUGACACACUUCAUUUCGUGGAAGAUAUGGCUGCUUAUGAACCACUGGCCGCGGAUGAGGUCGAAAUCCGCACCCAUGCAAUUGGCAUGAACUACAAAGACUGUUUAAUUGCACUAGGCAAACUCUCCACGGCGAGAAUGGGCCCGGAUUGCGCGGGUGUAGUCACCAAAGCAGGCGCCAAUACGCUAUUUCAGCCCGGCGAUCGGGUCAUGCUCGCUGGGUCCGAGAUGUUUAGAACGUUCGCUCGAGGUAAAGUAGCCGUCAAAAUUCCACAUAUGGCGUUCACCACCGCAGCCGCAAUUCCGACGCAGUUCGGUACAGCGUGGAGAGUUAUUCACCAACUUGCGAAGCUAGAAAAAGGAGAGACUAUUUUGAUACAUGCUGCCUCCGGUGGCACAGGGCAAGCAGCGAUUCAGAUCUCGCAGGCUCUAGGCGCAACAGUCUUCGCGACCGUAGGAUCAAAGAGGAAGAAAGAUUUCCUUAUGGAUGUGUAUAAGAUCCCUGAGGAUCAUAUCUUCUAUAGCCGUGAUACCAGCUUUGCGCAAGGCAUCAAACGCAUUACCAACGGACGCGGCAUGGAUGUAAUUAUAAACUUGUUGGUCGGAGAAGGCCUCAUUGCCUCUUGGGAGUGCAUUGCGCCGUACGGCCGUUUUAUUGAGAUUGGAAAGAAGGACAUCACGACAAAUUCUAAACUUCCCAUGUUUACAUUCGACAAGAAUGCUUCGUUCAUUGCUUUUGAAUAUUCUCAGUGGGUGAAGGAUCGUCCUGAAACGGCGUAUCACGAUCUACAAGAGCUGGUAGAUAUGUUUGUCCAGCAUAAAUUUCAUACUGCUUUGCCAUUACGCGUUCACGAUAUCUCAGAGAUUGACAGUGUCUUCCGAGUGGUUCAGGAAGGUAACCAGAUAGGCAAGUUUGUACUGGAGGUGACUCCUGAAUCUCAAGUGCAGGUUACGCUUAACACAAAACCGAGUUUCCAAAUGGAUCCCGACUCAACGUUCGUAAUUGCAGGUGGAUUGGGCGGACUCGGACGUGCAACAGCUCGGUGGAUGGCUGAACGGGGAGCAAGAAACAUUAUCCUCCUCUCACGGUUCGGUCCUCGGACCGAUUCCGCUAGAGAACUUAUCAAAAAUCUGCAAUCCAUCGGAGUGAGAGUCGAGACACCGGCAUGCGACAUUACAGAUUUAGACACCAUGAAGCAGAUCUUCGGUAGGCUGUCCGCAGAUAUGCCCCCCAUCAAAGGUGUUUUGCAGAUGUCAGUCAUAGCCAGGGACUGGCUCUUUAGAGACUUAGACUAUGAUGAUUGGAAAGCUGCUGUAGACGUCAAGGUUGUCGGCUCGUGGAACCUCCAUGCUGUCCUGCCUAAAGGAAUGGAUUUUUUCAUCCUCCUCGCGUCUACGUCUGGGUUAGUCGGAAUUAAAGGGCAGACCAGCUACGACGCUGGAAAUACGUACGAAGAUGCACUCGCCCGAUACCGCGUGUCCCUCGGCGAGAAGGCCAUAUCUCUUGACCUAGGCGCAAUGGUGGACGACGGCAUUCUGGCUGAACGUCCGGAGCUCCUAAACCGUGUUCUUGCUUAUGACAUCAUAGAGCCUGUUACGCGGCAAAAGUUCUACAGUAUCUUAGACUACUACUGCAAUCCGAAACUGGCCCUUAUGUCGCCUCAGGAAGCUCAAGUGGUGGUCGGACUUGGAUUGGGUGACGGUGCCGGCGGGUUGGAGAGCGUUGACCACAAUCGACAACCAAUGUUGCAGCCGAUCAUAUUGGCGGGUGAACGGCGCGCUGCCGCAGGGACAGAUGGCCUGCGUACCGGCGAUAAAGUUAAGGAGCGUGAACGAUUUGCUGCAUCCAUGUCGAAGGACGAAGCGGCAGGGAUCGUUGCCCAGGCGACGAUUCAGAAGCUGGCCAAAUCCAUUGCUGCGCUGCGGGACGGCGCAUCAAUUAAUUAUGACAAGCCGCUGCAGAUGUUUGGAGUUGACUCGCUGCUGGCAAUUGAGCUGCGGAACUGGAUUGUUAAGGAGUUUGACGCCGACAUUGCUGUUUUUGAGACACAGGGUGCCUCGACGCUGGGUACACUUAGUAUGUUGGUUGCUGGAAGAAGUACGAUUCGCCACGACAAAUGGUCAACGGCACUAUGACCUUCAGAGGUAGACUAUAUAUACAUUGUUAGGAUGUUCAGUACAGAAAUAUCGAGAUAUCUAGGAAGACGCUUGUUCACAC
Messenger RNA from Talaromyces proteolyticus, 6727 nucleotides. RefSeq names its product putative polyketide synthase. Gene Ontology annotation, biological process: secondary metabolite biosynthetic process; fatty acid biosynthetic process. The transcript is spliced from 5 exons. Gene Ontology annotation, molecular function: fatty acid synthase activity; oxidoreductase activity; phosphopantetheine binding. Lineage: Eukaryota; Fungi; Ascomycota; Eurotiomycetes; Eurotiales; Trichocomaceae. The coding region runs from base 1 to 6645 and encodes 2214 amino acids. The record is from RefSeq and is a predicted model, not a curated record.